AUGGAAAACGAUGUUAUUAACUCGUUUAGAUCUUUUACCCUAGAUUCCGGGCUUGAGGUAAAGGAAUCUGAAAAUUUUCCCCGAAUAACUUUAUUUAAAAAUAAAGGUCGUGCAAUAGACCAAGAAAGGAGAUGGCGUGAAAGAUUAGCUGAAGUCCGAAGUCGUAAUAACCGCGAAUCAAAAUUUAUGCAAAAUAGACAUAAGCCACCAGAUGAGGACAUUUCUAUUAAUCCCUGGUACAGCGCUUCUGAUGAUACGAAAUACUCAUGGAAGUUUCAGGGUAGUGGAAUGAUGUUAGCUGAAUGGUUUCUCUUCAAACCAGCUCACUUUGAGUCAGAUUACUUUUUUAAAUUCUAUCCCAUUGGUCGUCACGUUAUAUUCGCAGCUUCAAAUGGCAUCAGUCGCCUUUAUUCACGCUCUGGAUCCCUUCUUCUUCAAGGUUAUUCACAUAUGCCUGGCGGAUCUCCCAGUUGUGAAGGUAGCAGGAAGCGAUAUCAGAAAUGCGUUCUUGACUGUGUGCUUCUUAGCAAUUUGCCCUCCAUUUCGCAGUCUCCCCGACAAAUGAUUACAACGAAAACAAUCGAAGCUGAUAAAAACCGAGAAUUUUCUCUGAUCACUCUUCAUGUUCUUGAUAUUAUUGAAUUUCGCAGUUCUUCAUUCAAGGAUGAACCGUUCAGCAUUCGUCGGGACUGGUUGGAAAAAUAUUUUCGUGAAGAAAUAGAAAGAUUACCCGGUGAAAAUGAUCCAGAGAGUAUGUCUGCUAUUAGUAAAGCUAUGUUUUUUGGAAGUUUAUAA
Molecule: messenger RNA, 795 nt
Organism: Protopolystoma xenopodis
Lineage: Eukaryota; Metazoa; Platyhelminthes; Monogenea; Polystomatidea; Polystomatidae
Source: the annotation of a GenBank genome assembly